AUGUUUGAUCCGGUGGAUGAGGUGGUGACGGAUGUCAAAGAGGGCAAGUUUGUCGUGAUUCUCGACGAUGAGGACCGUGAGAAUGAAGGCGAUGCGAUAAUUGCCGCGAGCAAAGUCACGACCGAGCAGAUGGCUUGGUUCAUCAAGCACACAAGCGGGUUUAUUUGCAUUUCGCUCACACCAGCGCGCUUGCAAGCGCUGGAUUUACCCAUGAUGGUGCCGCAGAACACGGAGCGGCACAAGACUGCGUACACAAUCACGGUGGACUACCUGCACGGGACAACAACGGGGAUCUCGGCGCACGAUCGUGCCCUGACCGCACGGAUGCUCGCUGAUCCUUCGCUUGGCGCGACGCGCGACGACUUUUCCCGGCCUGGCCACUUGAACCCUUUGCGGUACACCGAGGGCGGUGUUCAGGUGCGUUUCGGCCACACAGAGGCUGCGGUAGAUUUGGUCAAGGCGGCUGGGCUGCCGCCCGCCGGGCUUUUGUGUGAGAUCGUGGAUCCAGACGAUGCCAAGGGCGGAAUUGCAGCGCGCGAUGCGUGCCUCAAGUUUGCCAAAGAGCAUGGCCUCAAAAUCACUACUAUUGAAAAGUUGCGUGCUUGGCAGAAUGAGCACGGCGCGCAGCCAUGUACAUAG
Molecule: messenger RNA, 639 nt
Organism: Malassezia vespertilionis
Lineage: Eukaryota; Fungi; Basidiomycota; Malasseziomycetes; Malasseziales; Malasseziaceae
Gene: RIB3
Product: 3,4-dihydroxy-2-butanone-4-phosphate synthase
Exons: 1
Coding region: 1-639 (212 amino acids)
Biological process (GO): aerobic respiration; riboflavin biosynthetic process
Cellular component (GO): mitochondrial intermembrane space; cytosol
Molecular function (GO): 3,4-dihydroxy-2-butanone-4-phosphate synthase activity
Source: RefSeq, a predicted model, not a curated record